AGUUUGUCAGCAGCAGUUAAUGAGCGUUCAAUUGGCAAUAAGCAGCGGUCAGUUUGACAUUGUUUUUGGAAAUCGCGAGUGAAACAUAAAUUUUGAAGCAAUAAUUUGCAUUAUUCAGACGCAUAUGUGUAUAUAGACAAAUAUAUUCAAGUGAUUUGUAAAGUUAUAUAAAAAUUGGUGUUGAAGUCGUUGUGGGUGAUUUUUUUUAUUUUUAAUUUUUGAGUGUUCGUUUUUUAACUAAAAAUUUUUAAAUAAAAAAAAUUUGAAAUAUGAAAUUCCGCUGCAAUUUGUUAUUGUUGUUAUUGUUAUUAUUCUACAUUUCGAGUGUUAAUGCGGCGAAUGUGAUUAAUUGUCGGCAUUUAGAAGCGGUUAAGCGUGUAAAACGACAAACAGCCGAACAACAACAAUACCAACAAACGCAAAGGCAUGUGCACCAACAGCAUUCAACUCAAUCAUCCUCCAUCUAUCAGCCAAAUGUCAGGUUUUUUAACGCACAUCCAGCGCAGCAAGUGCAACAACUGCAAGUCCAGAGUGGAACUCAGCAACGCGUUGUGUUUACAAUGCGGCAGCAACAGCAAUCAGCAGCGCAACAACAACAGCAACAAUUUCCAUACCAACAACAACAACAUACGUCCGCAGUAGCAUCGCAGCAAUAUACGAAUAAUCAGCAAUAUUUCCUAGGUAACGGUUAUCAACAGCGGCAACAACAACAACAGCAAGUGUACAAUGUCACACAUUUGCCGCGUAUCAGCCAACAGCCACAGCAGCAGCAACAGCAAUUUCGUACGCAGCAACCACAGCAGUUCCACCAAUCACAACAACAACAACACUUACAAUUCUACAAGCCACAAACAACAACAGUAACACAGGGAAAUACACAGUACUCGAACCAACAACCCAUCUCAUACCAGCCUCAACCACCGUCACAGCCACCACAGGGAACCACACCGCUACCCAACCAAGGCAACGCCGGCAUAACUCCAAUUUUCGCGCCACUACUGCCCUCAUAUUUCAAUGAAGAUGAAGAUGACAUGUCGCUCAAAUACCCGCCAUCAUGCGAAAUGUGUUGCAUUCCAGAUCAAAAGCCAUGCGAAAACUGUUGCGAUACAAAUCCACUUUUGAGUGCCGCCGUUUUGAAGUCAUCAACGGGUUAAAGGAUAUUGAAUUGGCAUUUAAAAUUUUCUUUAGCUAUUUGUUAAGUUAGUGUUAAGUAUAAAGGCCGCAAGGGGUUAAAAAGGUGUAAAUUUAAGCUCGACGAAAGCUCUUAUUGAAUUUAGAAAAUAAUAAAGGUGAACAUAAUUUGUUGUUAACUUC
Molecule: messenger RNA, 1314 nt
Organism: Zeugodacus cucurbitae (melon fly)
Lineage: Eukaryota; Metazoa; Arthropoda; Insecta; Diptera; Tephritidae
Product: putative cyclin-dependent serine/threonine-protein kinase DDB_G0272797/DDB_G0274007
Exons: 3
Coding region: 270-1154 (294 amino acids)
Source: RefSeq, a predicted model, not a curated record